CGUAGCAUGAGCCGCUAGGAUGUGUUAUGUCGUGAUCGCUAAGUUCAUCCGCCGGCGGCUGGUGUUAGCGAUUAUUUUCCUUCUCUCCCUGUCCUACUGUAUGGUGCACCUGAUACGAAGGAACAACAAUUUAGGUUUAAAUGAAGAUUAUCUGCAGACGCAGCUGUUGCUGCGUAAAAACAUUAUCUGGACCAAAGCGAAACAUUAUCGACCGGAUCCGGCCGUGCUAGCGGCACUGGGUGGCGUGGCGAACGAUACGGAAGAGGAACAGCUGGAACCGCUUACAUGCCGGAACUCGAUCCAGGGCAAAUCGCUCAUCGUCGACGACCGGGGGUACGUGUGUUCCCGGGCCGAGCUGCAAAAGAACGGAUGCUGCGGUGAGCCGGACCUGCCGGGGAAUGCGAUCGAGGCGGGUAAGGUGUUUCCGUGCCGUACCUGUUUGCCGAACCGGUGCUGCGCCGUGUACGAGUACUGUGUGUCAUGCUGCUUGAACCCGGACAAGCGACCGAUCCUGGAGGAAGUGUUAGCCAAAGCGAACGGCAGACAGGUGGCACUGUACGCCGAAGUGACCGAUCAGUUUGAGCUGUGCCUAACCAAGUGCCGCACCAACUCGCAAUCGGUACAGAACGAAAACAAGUACCGGAAUCCGGAGCAGAAGCACUGUUACGGUGAGAUGAGUGAAGGGUUGUGGCCGUCCGGCACCGGGAAGGACGCCCAAAAAACGCUCCCGGAUGAUGCGUGA
Anopheles maculipalpis is the source of this 742-nucleotide messenger RNA. RefSeq names its product SREBP regulating gene protein. The record is from RefSeq and is a predicted model, not a curated record. Bases 20 to 742 code for a protein of 240 amino acids. Gene Ontology annotation, biological process: positive regulation of SREBP signaling pathway. The transcript has 3 exons. NCBI's taxonomy places the organism in Eukaryota, Metazoa, Arthropoda, Insecta, Diptera, Culicidae.